Molecule: messenger RNA, 1327 nt
Organism: Myotis daubentonii (Daubenton's bat)
Lineage: Eukaryota; Metazoa; Chordata; Mammalia; Chiroptera; Vespertilionidae
Gene: MOGAT1
Product: monoacylglycerol O-acyltransferase 1
Biological process (GO): triglyceride biosynthetic process; diacylglycerol biosynthetic process
Cellular component (GO): endoplasmic reticulum membrane
Molecular function (GO): diacylglycerol O-acyltransferase activity
Source: RefSeq, a predicted model, not a curated record
CGCCGGCUCGGGCGCCGCCACCGCCUCCUCCUCUCCGCCCCGCGGGUAUCCCGCGCGGGACCCUGCUCAGACCGCGCACUUCCCGCAGGCGCUGCAGAGCAGCGAGCUUCCAGGUGGCCGCAGUCUGCGCCGCAGUCCUCGCCGGGGCCGGGCCAUGAAGCUGGAGUUUGCGCCGCUCAAUAUCCCGCUGGAGCGGCGGCUGCAGACGGCGGCGGUGUUUCAGUGGGUCCUGUCCUUCCUGCUACUCGCGGAGGUGUGCAUUGGAAUCCUCUUGCUACUGAUCUUAUACAACUACUGGUUCCUGUACAUCCCUUACUUGACAUGGCUUUACUUUGACUGGCGUACUCCAGAGCAAGGAGGCAGGAGAUCCAACUGGGUCAGAAGCUGGGCCGUUUGGAAGUACUUUAAGGACUACUUUCCAAUUCAUCUCAUCAAAACUAGUGAUUUGGAUCCAAGUCACAACUACAUAUUUGGGUUUCACCCCCAUGGAGUGCUCGUGGCUGGAGCCUUUGGAAAUUUUUGUACCAAUUAUUCAGACUUCAAGAAGCUGUUCCCCGACUUUACUGCGUAUCUCCAUGUGCUUCCGAUUUGGUUCCGGUGCCCUCUCUUCCGAGAAUACCUGAUGAGCAGUGGGCCAGUCUCAGUUUCCAAGAAAAGUGUGUCCCACGUGCUGAGCAAGGAGGGAGGUGGAAACAUUUCGGUCAUUGUCCUCGGGGGUGCAGAGGAAUCCUUAGAUGCUCAUCCCGGGAAAUUCACUCUGUUCAUCCGCCAGCGGAAAGGAUUUGUGAAAAUUGCUUUGACCCACGGCGCCUAUUUGGUCCCUGUGUUUUCUUUCGGUGAAAAUGAACUAUUUAAACAAGUUAGCAACCCUGAAGGCUCAUUGCUUCGAACUGUGCAGGAUAAACUACAGAAGAUCAUGGGGUUUGCUUUGCCACUGUUCCAUGCCAGAGGAGUUUUUCAGUACAGUUUUGGCCUAGUGCCCUAUCGGAAACCUAUUCACACUGUUGUCGGCCAUCCAAUCCCUGUUCAUCAGACUCUGAACCCAACCCGGGAGCAGGUCGAGGAGCUGCAUCAGACCUACAUGGAGGAGCUCAGGAAGUUAUUUGAGGAGCACAAAGGGAAGUAUGGCAUCCCAGAGCACCACACUCUCGUUUUUAGAUAACUGUCCUCUUUGAAGGCUGCAGGAGGACGGGAGAAUAAAUAUGUUAAAUACGUUAAUUUCUUUCCUUGACUGUGGAAUUAAAUUUGCACCUGGAAAGUAUUAUUUAUGGUGACAGAUGUUGAUGUAGAACUGUGUUAAAUAAAAAUACAGUGUGUGAUGAUAGGA